GUACGGAGUUGUCGGCCCGUGUCCUGAAUGUAUGAGUGGUCGCACUGCCACGACACAUCGGGGCCGCGAGGCAAUAAACCUGAACCACCACCACCACUGACAUAGAGGCUGGAGCCUUAUCCAUCGCGAGGAUGCCACCAGAGAAAUGCGGAUGGUUUCUCACUCCGGGAACUGGCCCAUUUCAUCUCUCUUUUGAUCCGCCAAAGGACUUCAUUGCAUCGGAGGACCGGAAGCUGUCCAUUCCCAGAUAUCGUGAGGCUCUCUGCCUUCUGCAUGCCCUCCACGUGAGACACGGGGUUGUGGGCCAUGCCAUUGUUACCUUGCACCAGCGCUAUAGAGAGGUUUUGGAGUUCAUUGAGUACAAAGGGGUUGACAAUCUACUGAAGGCAUUGCACAAAAAGUAUUUCAUUGUGGGAGACGAUGAGCUCUCUGUGCAUGGAUUACUCCACCGACCUUUACAAUCCGAGACCGAUAUCACGACGCUCAGGAAUAUGAAGCAUCACUCCCUCGCUGACCGUGUCUUAUCUUGCAUGCCAAUUACCAAUAGAGUUGGGGUUUCUAUCUGGGAGGAAACAUCACUUGUGCGGAUUUUUGAUGCAUUGGUGGAAAUCGUCAAGCAAAUUGAAUGCAUGGAGGAUAUAGGCUUAUACCACGGGGAUGUCAGUGAAGGGAACAUUUUUACUGGCACUCGUGAUGGAAAGAACAAGGCAUGGUUGGGCGAUCUUGAAUUUGAGUGUGUUGACAGAUUGGACGGAGACAAUACUGAGAAAGCCAAGCUAUCUGGCACAUCCUCCUUCAUGUCGGAAGCAGUACUCGUUGCAAUUUAUUCGGGGCAGACACACUCACAAUCUGGUGUAGAUGAUUUAGAGUCUCUGAUGUGGGUACUGCUCUGGUUCUUCUAUCACACCUGUCCACAUGAGAACGAAUGGGGAUGGACUCGCCUUCUGUACAACAUGAAUUUUGUCUCCCACACUUCUCCGCCUCCUCCCAUGGAGGCCAAUGGAAAGUGCUUCAAGUUGAGACCGGUAUCGGUGCGGGGGCAAGAUCCAUUGUACUUCUUUCUUGGCGAUGCUUAUUUAGCAAGCCUUAUGAAAUCUACAACCAAGCAAGUGUACCACCUGCCACCGGGGGGCUAAAAUGGGCCCCAGGCACUCUUGUCACUCUAUUCCAGGAUAUCUGGGGUCUUG
Cantharellus anzutake is the source of this 1187-nucleotide messenger RNA. RefSeq lists its product as uncharacterized. The transcript has 4 exons. Lineage: Eukaryota; Fungi; Basidiomycota; Agaricomycetes; Cantharellales; Hydnaceae. The record is from RefSeq and is a predicted model, not a curated record. Bases 132 to 1136 code for a protein of 334 amino acids.